AAGUACCUUUAAAAAAAUCCACUUGUGGAGCAAAAAGUUAAGAACCCAAAUAACUAUUCUUUGUGUAGACUUCAGUGCACCGUAACCAAAGCAAGGUGAAUGAUUAUCUCUUCUUUCUGCUGAAACAGCAACAGACAAGUUCAAACUAGCUAGAGACAUAAAGGGUAAAAAGGAAACAUUCUACAAAUAUAUUAGAAGCAAAAGGAAGAGAGGCCCCUUACUCAUGAAGAGGAGGAAAUGAUAACAGAAAUGAUAGAGCUGCUUAAUAACUUCUUUGUUUUGGUUUUCACCAAGGAGGCUGGUGGUGACUGGGCACCUAUCAUAGUGAAUGCUGGAGAAAAUGAGGCUGAUGAGAGCAGCAGUACGGGGAAGAGAAGCUCUUCAAGCAGGGAGCACUUGAAAAGGAGCCCCAAGAGCCCGAAAGCAGAGGGCUCCGAUUCUGUGACAUCUCAGUCCUCGCCGAGCGAAGAGCCCGGCACAAUGACUGAAGUGAAGGUGAAAACAGAGGUACCAGAUGACUACAUUCAAGAGGUGAUCUGGCAGGAUGACACCAAAGAUUCCAAGAAGAACGUAAAGGAUGGGACAGGAGAUGUGCCAGCCGAAAUCUGUGUGGUGAUCGGAGGGGUCCGCAACCAGCAGACACUCGAUGGAAAAGCAGUGGAACACAGCUCUCCCGCUGGAUAUACACGAACUCGAUAUUCGGGCACCUGGAUUUUUGACCAUGCAUUGAGAUACACCUCCGGGUCUUAUGAAUGUGGAAUAUGUGGGAAGAAAUACAAGUAUUACAACUGUUUCCAGACCCAUGUGCGAGCGCAUAGAGACACUGAAGCUGCCUCAGGUGAAGGAGCCUCACAAGGCAACAAUUUUAGGUACACGUGUGACAUUUGUGGGAAAAAAUACAAAUACUACAGCUGUUUCCAGGAGCAUAGAGACCUGCACGCAGUGGAUGUUUUUAGUGUGGAAGGGGCCCCAGAAAACCGGGCAGACCCUUAUGACCAGACAGUCAUAGCAGCAGAUGAAGUGAAAGAAGAGGAGCCCGAACCAUUUCAGAAGAUUGGUCCAAAAACUGGCAAUUACACCUGUGAAUUCUGUGGCAAACAGUACAAAUACUACACUCCCUACCAGGAACAUGUGGCGCUACACGCACCUAUUAGCACUGGAAGCCGUCACCUGCUACCACGUUCUUCCAAGUUAAGAGAGUCUUGCAGAGCAUCCCAGAUUCCUUCCGGAGUUCACGAGUUCUCUCGAUCUCCACUCUUCGUGGCAGUGAAGACCCAGGCGAGCCAAUCCGGCAAAAAAACACCGGCUUCCAUAAUCCGCUGUUCCACCCUCCUGCACCGCUCCCCGUCCGGUAUCCCACCGGCAUCCCAAUCCCAGAUGUUCCGCGCUCCAAAUUCUGGAUCCCCCGGAAGCAAGGCCACCACAGCAGAGAGCGCCUUCAGUAGGAGAGUGGAAAGCAAAGCGCAAAACAACUUUGAAGAAACCAACAGCAGCUCCCAGAACUCUAGUGAAACCGCAAGUCCCCUGAUUUCAAAUCCUUUCCCGCUUUUACAAAAACCUUACACCUGCGGAGCUUGUGGAAUCCAGUUUCAGUUUUAUAACAACUUGCUGGAGCACAUGCAGUCCCAUGCAGCUGACAAUGAGAACAAUAUUGCCUCUAACCAACCCAGAUCACCUCUGACUGUUGUGGAAGAAAAGUGGAAACCACAGCUCCAAAGAAACAAUGCCAAUAAUACAUCUGCAGGCGGGUUGAUAGCAAACAGUGCGAUCCCCGAGAAGGAGCGGCAGCACAUUGGAGAACGGCUGCUGCGGGUGAUGUGCACCGACCUCGGAGCCCUGAGCGUGGUGAGCGGGAAGGAAUUCAUCAAGCUGGCACAGACCUUGGUGGAUAGCGGGGCGCGCUACGGUGCUUUCUCGGUCACAGAAAUCCUUGGCAACUUCAACACGCUGGCCCUGAAGCAUCUGCCUCGGAUGUACAACCAAGUGAAAGUGAAAGUCACCUGCGCCCUGGGCAGCAACGCGUGCUUGGGGAUAGGGGUCACUUGCCACUCUCAGAGCAUCGGCCCUGACUCCUGCUACAUCCUGACAGCAUAUCAGGCUGAAGGCAACCACAUCAAGAGUUAUGUCCUGGGAAUUAAGGGUGUGGACAUCCGAGAUAACGGGGAUUUUAUCCACCACUGGGUGCAGAACGUCCUGUCUGAGUUUGUGAUGUCAGAAAUCAGGACAGUGUACGUCACAGACUGCAAAGUCAACGCCUCGGCGUUCUCCAAGGCAGGCAUGUGCUUGCGCUGUUCGGCCUGUGCCUUGAACUCAGUCGUGCACAGCGUGCUGAGUAAGCGCACGCUGCAGGCGCGCAACAUGCACGAAGUCAUCGAGCUCCUGAAUGUCUGUGAAGAUUUGGCGGGAUCCACGGGCCUCUCGAAGGAGACCUUUGGCUCCCUGGAGGAGACGUCUCCCCCACCCUGCUGGAACUCCGUGACUGACUCCCUCCUGCUCGUCCACGAGCGUUAUGAGCAGAUCUGUGAGUUCUACAGCAGAGCCAAGAAGAUGAACCUCAUUCAGAACCUGAACAAGCAUCUUCUCAGCAACCUGGCAGCCAUUUUGGCCCCGGUGAAACAAGCCGUGAUCGAACUGAGCAAUGAGAGCCGGCCCACCCUGCAGCUGGUUCUGCCCACCUACGUGAAACUGGAGAAACUGUUCACUUCCAAAGCCAAUGACGCUGGCAUAGUCAGCAAGCUCUGCCACCUCUUUCUAGAGGCCCUGAAGGAGAACUUCAAAGUUCACUCUGCACACAAAGUAGCCAUGAUCUUGGACCCUCAGCAGAAGCUGCGGCCAGUCCCACCGUACCAGCACGAAGAGAUCAUUGGCAAGGUCUGUGAAUUGAUCAACGAAGUGAAAGAGUCGUGGGCAGAAGAACCAGAAUUUGAACCUUCUACCAAGAAACCACGGGCAGCAGGUGAGGCCCCUCCAGCUCAGGAAGACGAGCAGUUUGGGAAAAAUGAAGUCUACGAUUAUUUGCAAGAACCCCUCUUCCAGGCCACCCCUGAUCUAUUUCAGUACUGGUCGUGUGUUACCCAAAAGCAUACGAAACUAGCCAAGUUGGCCUUUUGGCUCUUAGCAGUGCCUGCUGUCGGUGCCAGAAGUGAAUGUGUAAAUAUGUGUGAGCAGGCCCUCUUAAUCAAAAGGAGGAGGCUACUCAGUCCAGAAGAUAUGAACAAACUCAUGUUUUUGAAGUCCAACAUGCUUUAAAACUGUCUUUUAAUUAAAAAAAAAAACAAAAACAAACAAAAAAUUUUAAAACACUGUUCCAAACAAAGAAAAGAAUUUUAAGUUCUAAACACUGUGGACCUCAUUAUAAAAGCCCCUGGAAACCAAGUGCUUAUAUAUGUGUGUGUAUGAUUUUAUAUAUAUGUGUGUGUGCGUGUGCGUAUACAUACAUGUAUAUGUACAUACACACACACACACAAAUAUAUAUAUAAAAUAUAAUAAAAAACGUAAGUUUCAGAGGGAAGCCGAGCACGAGUCAGACCCAGCCCUCUGCCAGGAACAUGCUCCUUUCUGUUAGCUAGCAUGUGGACUUGACAAACUUUCUAAUGUUUUCAAGUGGGCGCACCAAUGGGAGGCUGACAUUCUAAAAUCUUCAGGCAGCUGAGAUCAAAAGUGACUUGAAGUUUCUUUUAUUUCCCCUUCACCCCACCUCUCCUCUUGUCCCCUGGGCCACUUUGCCAUGGAUAAUCAAACAGCAUUGAACAGACCAGGUCUCUACUGGGCUUUGCUCCUAUCAAUAAUUAUACACCUUGAGGGCAUUCGUUUGUAGCCUCCUUAACAUAUGUUGCAUGUUAUCAAGGCAGCUGUGUUUUACAAGCACUAAUAUCUGUAGAAGUCAGGAAGGAAGACUUUAAGGAAACACUUUUUUUUUUUCAUUUUAAUUUAAGAAAAAAAUAUCAAAAAAUAUGCUCUUGAGUUGAACAUUUUAGCUAGUCAUUUUACCUUUUUGAUUGAGAACAGAGAGAAAUUAUGGCAAAAAGUAUAACCGUGAUGUUUUAUAGAAUUAUUUUUACAGAUAAACUUUUUCUCAAGUCCCGCUGUAAGCUUGCUCAUCUCACUUGUACAGCUGAUAGCAGUGGUUCUUAAACUGGUUCCUAGAAUGGAACACAUCUUCAGGGCAGGAUUGUCAUGGCCCAUUGAGGACCAAUGACGUCCCUGUGAGAACUGCAGCAAUUGCUGACGUGGAGAGGUAAAGAAUGAGUGUCGUUCAAUACACUUUAACAGCUAGCACGGUGUGACUGGACAGGUCUCUGUGGACCACCACCAAGUAAUCCAUAGACCACUGAUGGUCCACAGGCUCUACUUUGAGAGCCACUGAUAUACAACAUUUCUGUAAGCUUUCCCGAUACACAUAUCGAAAGAGUUUUCACUUGGUCAAGAACAAACCAGGGGUGUGAUGUUUCAGGGCAGCAGAGGGUGUCAGGUUCCAAAUGUAAGUUUGAAGGAAGCUAAGAUAAGCAAUUGGGCUCAAAGAUCUGUCUGAAUGUAAGUGUUCCCACUCAAGUUCAGAGCACUUCUCACGGUAUUCUGAAUGGUUUCCUCUGCUAGCACGAAUGUCUUUUCAAUACCUUCUAGUGCAUUACACUACUUGUUACACGGCUGGAUCAUUUGGCUAAUAAGGCCCUGUGACUUUAAGACUUCUUGUUCCCUGUCUUUUGAGACAUGUAUCCCAUUCCCAACUGCAGUAUAGGAGAUCAUCCUCAAAUCCAAGUCCCAUGAGUCAUUUCUGCUGGCAGUCAAGGAGAGCUUUCUCGGGGUACUGCAAAAACUCACUGGGCAGCAGUGAGUCACAGAGCAGGGCUAAAAAUAGCAGGGGAGAUGUACCCCUUUGGGCUGGAACGGAGGCUCUGAGGCCUCCUCUGCUUGCUGAAUCUCCGAGGCUGGGCACCAGCCCAAGUGGAAACAUCAACACUACAAUUUUUAGUCCCGAGCUGUGAACCUGAGUCGUUGGCCAGGCUCUGAGAUUGACUGCUGCAGUGUGAGUGUGUGUGUGUGUGUGUGUGUGUGCGCGCGCACAUGCAAAUCCUGAAAGGUCUCGUGCCAGCACACAAAGUUGUGCGGUGCCCCAGAUGACUUCUUAGCUCUGGUGUUCUUGGGCAAAUCCAGGCUCUUGGUACCAAACGUAAUUCUCCACCAAGUCAAUUGCUUUCUUGAGGCCUCCUCACACGUCAAGCCGUUUGCUCCCUACUGGGAAUCGCCGGGGACAAGAGAUCGGUCUGGCAGAUGUGGGUGCCCCAGAGGAGUGUCUAGAGCAGGUUGGUAACUGAAAGGUGGUGGGUUGAAUUCCCUGAGCAGGAGGUGGGUAUGCACUGCAUCCUGCCAGUGUCUACUGGGGACAAGGAGGCAGGUGCACACUUAGAGGUACCAUCCACGGAACAUACAAUAAGCCAAAGUCCCUUCUGCCCAUCUCUGGUUCUGGUAACAAUUACAGGUCUCAAGACACUUAUUAGAAACGGAGGUUGUAAAGUCCAGAGUCCUGGCCAAUAAAUCCGUCUCCCACUAGAACAGGUGAGGACACCUCUGUCGCUGCUCACUUGCGAUCUCUAACUUCGAAUCCCUGGUUAUGGCAGGCACUGAAUUACGUUCUGGGUGGCCUGUAUUGCUCAGAGCGUUCUUGCAAUAGUUCCAGGCACCUCUAAGGACAACUUUUUGUAUGGAGAUCUCUUUCCCAACGGGCCUCUGCCCCUUCCCAGCUGGGAAAGCAGCACCAUGUGCCGAUCAGACAGGCAAGAAGCCAACACAAUCUUCAGCCUAAGACAUCAACCCAAAACCAACCAUCUCCUACUGAAAUUGUGUGUGUGGUUGUGGAGGUCUUUGUUCUAAGAAGGUUUCUAGCAAGUACAGCCCCUGUGCUGCUACCUGCUUCAGCAAUAAUAUCAUUUAAAGGCAUCACUCAAGGACAGGAGACCACCCACAAUGUAUUUUCUCAUGCAGUGGACUUCGCAGAGACAUUUCUUUGUGGAAUUUCUUUCUCCUUCAGUGCAAGGGGUUUUCUGUUUAUUUCCUCCUACAUGAGCCUGGCCUUUUUGAGCAACCCUACAAUCAUCAAGCUGUUUGCACAUGCAAUACAGGAGAAAAGUUUAAUAAACAGAAUUGACAUUUCAAGCUAGCAAGGAGAAAAAGAAGCAGGAGAGAAACCCUGACUGUGAAAACUGAGAAAUCUUCUGUGACAUGUUUUAGUGACCUUUGGGAGAAAAUAGGGAUGCUUACACAAUAAAAUAAAUACAAUUAACAAUGACCUGUUCCCUACCAAGAGAAUGGAAGAGUCCCCAGCAUCUAACAAGGGAGAGAAACAGAUUCCAGGCACCAGGCACUUCACCUGCAAGCACCCAUUAGCACUUUGUGCUACCCACAGGAUGAUAGUAGCCUAGAUUUUGUGAUGAUGCUCCUGCUUCCUAGUCCUAUUACUCAGGCCAGGUCUACCCUACACCUGGAACUCCAGCUACGCAAAAUACCUUAUGGUAUUUUAUCUUAAGCCGAGCUUGGUGCCGUCUUCACAAGAGAGGCCAGUGGUAGCAAACUUUCCCUUUGGCUUCCUUUACUCCUCCCAACUGCCAGAAGUGCUGGCACCGGCUGGGGUCGUCCUCAGCAUUCAAUUUAGUGGGUCUUCACUAGACCCACUAAAUCAAACACCAGAUCAAUCUCUGAUGUGGUAAGUAUAGAUGUGGUCUCCGACAGUAGCACAUUCCACGGAGCGCGGAUAAGUUGCAAAGGUUGUGAAUUUAGGGAAAGGUUUUCCGUUGAUUUGCCAACUUCUCUAUUUAUUUACUGCUGCUUAAGAGCUGCCAGUCCUGCAGUGGGAAAUGGUAGGGCAGGGAAGGCUGUGGCCUCAUGGUAGGGCCGUGUGCGCAGCCUGGUUCCAAUCCCUUUCAACUAGAAGCUCUUUCAUCCAGCUGUGGGUGUGUUGGGAAUCUCCCCUCCCCAUUCCUAAGAGGGACACAUCAAACCUAAUACAAAGCUUAUAUGUUUCAUUGGUGAGGGUGGGGAAAGUUCUUCUUCUCUAUGCUGUCCACGAUGUGGCUGUUACUGAGGAAGCCAGCCACUACAUCGGUUUGUGCCAUGUGAUUAAAAUGCUGACAAACUAUUUGGCUACACUGGCCUGGACACCUUUUGGGGGGAUAGUUUUCUGUCCUGCAGCCUUGGCUUUUUGAACAACCCUGCACAGAUCUGCGUCAGUGGCUAGCAAGUGGAGUGGAACAUCCGGUUGCUGUAGAAGCAGUGUUGUUGUGCGCUGUCUACAGGCCCUCUGAUGCAUGCUUAGGAAACUGCAAAACACGUUGCUUCCCUCAUUCAGUACUGAGACACAUGUCUGUGCAUGAAAACGGAAUCUCGGUUCUGUAGGAAGAAAUCUGUUGCUGCUUAUUCUGCCCCGGAUGUCGUAUUUCUCUGGGACUUCACCAAGUAAGUGUGGAAAUCAUGGUGAUGUCAGAAUUGUCACAGAAGCAAAUGAGCACCAAGAGUAGAUGAACGCUAAAGAAACAAAGUUCCUCUUUUCCUGUCCAAAUAUCUUUACCAAAGGCUGAGAACUGAAAAAAAUAGGAUAUAAAGGCAACAUUUUUCUCAGCAGAAAGUUCUGUUUUUUGAGAGGGCCUGGCAGCUGAGAUGCCCAUGGGACAUUGCUGAACCUAUAACCCUCUUCUCUCUCUCUCUCUCUCUUCUCUCCUUUCCUGCAGCAAUGGCAUGUGUCCAACAAUGUUCCACUCCACUGAGGCCAUCUCCAGAAUUGUUGGGAACUGGCUAGUGUCCAGUAUCUUUGUUGGGUUUCAGGCUGGAGUGAAGGUUGUGAGCAAAGAUUUGUCCGUAUGAGAACAUGUGUAACAGUUUAACUAAUUUAAGUCAGUUUUU
Molecule: messenger RNA, 7893 nt
Organism: Pelodiscus sinensis (Chinese soft-shelled turtle)
Lineage: Eukaryota; Metazoa; Chordata; Testudines; Trionychidae
Source: RefSeq, a predicted model, not a curated record